Molecule: messenger RNA, 902 nt
Organism: Heterobasidion irregulare TC 32-1
Lineage: Eukaryota; Fungi; Basidiomycota; Agaricomycetes; Russulales; Bondarzewiaceae
Exons: 4
Coding region: 38-778 (246 amino acids)
Source: RefSeq, a predicted model, not a curated record
CCGCUACCGUCGUGUAUCUCCCCAUCGACCUCUCACCAUGUCCCUGAAGAAAGUCGUCAUUGUCGGCGGCCACGGUAAGGUGGCUCUGCGCCUCGCAGGCCUCAUAGCAUCGAAGCAUAGCAUCACGUCCAUCAUCCGCGAUCCCGCCCACAGCGCCGAUCUCAAAGCAAUCUCAACCGACAUAACCCCUCUCGUGCUUUCCCUCGAGGAUUCUCCCGUGUCCGAAUUUUCCAGCGCCUUCACCGAUGCUGCCACCGUCGUCUUCUCGGCCGGCGCAGGAGGCAACGGCGGCGCAGAGCGCACACGCAAAGUCGACUACGAAGGCGCGCUGAAGGUGUUCGACGCGAUCGAGGCCGUCGCAGGGCCCAAGCCCCACCUCGUCCUUGUCAGUGCCCUUGACGUCCGCGAUCCCAACAAGAUCCCAGAACACUAUACGGAGGAAGACAAAAACGUAUCUGAGCGCGUGCGGAGCAGGAUCAAGGACUAUAUGCACUGGAAAUACGAAGCGGACAAGAACCUUGUUGCACGUACUGCGUUUACAUGGACGAUCCUUCGCCCUGGUGGGCUUACCGAAGGGCCUGGUACUGGUAAAGCGAGUAUCGGCAGGACCCACAUGAUCCCUACCAUUCCGAGGGGCGACGUCGCGAAUGCACUUGCUGCCCUUGUCGACAGACCGGAUGCAGCUGGAUUGGCCAUUGACAUCGUUGGAGGCGAGACGCUCAUUUCGGAGGGCAUCGAUGCCUUCAUCAAGAAGGGCGUUACGGAUUGGUUGGGGUGAAGAGCUUUUAUUAAGGAAAGCAGCUGUCAACCAGACUCGCAGUGUAUUCCAAUGUAUCAUGAUCGUCGAAAGCAGAGUUGCUUUGGUAUGGCGAUAGGACAAUAAACAAGACAAUUACUCUUGC